This is a messenger RNA of Solenopsis invicta (red fire ant), 2127 nucleotides long. RefSeq lists its product as uncharacterized. The transcript has a single exon. Gene Ontology annotation, molecular function: nucleic acid binding; zinc ion binding; aspartic-type endopeptidase activity. Gene Ontology annotation, biological process: proteolysis. Lineage: Eukaryota; Metazoa; Arthropoda; Insecta; Hymenoptera; Formicidae. The record is from RefSeq and is a predicted model, not a curated record. Bases 1 to 2127 code for a protein of 708 amino acids.
AUGAGUCGGGUGGUGCUAGACAAUUUGAAUAUUGAGGGCUUAAAAGAUAUCGCCAGGCAGCUAGAAUUAGAUACCUGCGGAACACGGGCGGUGUUAAUGAAGCGACUCACAGAUUAUUACGAAAGCCACGGUUGGCCAGAGCAAAUCACAGUAGCUGGCCCUAACGCGGCAGAUGAAAAGGAAACCGAAGAUACGAAUAGCGUAAUUCCAGACGAUCCACCUAUGUCGGCGGGUUCCCAACCAAUUCUUGUGGAAGAUAGAGCAUAUUUCCGCCCCGGGGAAGGCGCUGCAAGGUUCAACGAUCGGGCAGAAAAUUCUGCAUUCAAUACUCAAGAGAUUGCGCAAGCAGUGGCGCAGAUUCUCCAGUCGAAUUAUGAGAGACGUCAAUUAUCGGGUCUGUCAAGCGAUCCUUUUUCGCGAACGGUAUCCGGCGAAGGCGCGGAGCAGCGUCCGUUUUCGUCGCAUGAUUGGGGACGAAUUAAGUUCGCGGCGAAACUGAUACCAACAUUUUCCGGAAAGGAUGACGGGGUUGUCGAGCGCUGGAUCGAGCGAUGCGCAUCUAUUGCGCGACUGCACAGAAUAACGGACGACGUCUUAGUCACGGCGGCUAUAAACCAGCUAGCCGGCCGCGCUCGAAACUGGCUCCACCGUCAACCACCUGAAUCAGUCGUAACAUGGCCAGAUUUUAGCUUCCAGUUGCGGAAUUACUUCGAGAGGAAAGAGGCCAUUACGGAUACGAUCGCUAGGAUUAAUAGACGUUUUUGGAGGGCAAACUCGGAGAGAUUCGUGGACUAUGCGGAAGAUAAGCUGGACCGUAUGCAGUUCUUGCAAUUAUCGGAGCGCGAAAAGAUCGAGAUGCUAGCGGACGGAGUGAGAGACCUAACACUACGCCGGUUCGCGGUAGACAUGCAAGUUAGUUCAGUGCCGCAAUUCAUGGAGCGGUUUAGAAGGCUCGUAGGUGAUAGUGUGUCUCAGCGGCGAUUUGAAUCUAGAGAGGGGCGCCCCGGUGCAAGGCAUUCAAAUGCAAGUGCUCUUUCUUGCACGGGAUGCUACCAAAAAGGGCACAGUAUCCAGCAGUGCCGACACGUCGAUAUAACGUGCCACAGAUGCAAACAGAAAGGACACAUCAGCCCGAACUGCCCAAUCGGCAGAACAGAAGCGUCAACCAAUAGGAUCAAUCAUCUGGAGCGGCGGGAAGAAGAGGAGCCGGAGCAGACCACCCCUUCAAUGGAACAGCAGGCAGCGAAUAGCAGCGUUUGCGUGAUCGAGGAAAGAACUCCGUUGAUAAAAGUGAGAGGGCUAGAUUGUAAAGGUAAAACGCUUGUCGCGCUGGUGGACACGGGCAGCCCGGUGAGUCUUAUAAGAGAAUCGACUUAUUUGGGAUCCUUUCGGUCAAACAAAUUGUUACGCGUUAAAGAAAACUUGAAUUUGAAGGGUGUGAAUAAUUCAGUUAUCGAGUUUUGCGGGAAAAUACACGACCAAUUGUGCCUCGAGAAAUUGGCGGGUCACUGGUUUGAUGUUGCCUUGUUCGUUGUCAAGGAUAGUACGAUUGCGUUUGACAUUUUGUUAGGACGUGAUUUUUUCGACCAGUCUAAUCUACGUCUAUGCUAUCAUACGGGAGUCUUUGAAUUCGAAUCUCAAACACCGGAUAAGGAAAUAAAUUAUAUUUUCGGCAUAAAUGUAACAGAGAAUAAAGAUCGCGACGAUGUUAUCUUGGAAAAUCUUGAUCCAACUUUAGAUUCCUGUACUAGAGAAAAAUUGCUGGAUGUAUUCCACGAGUGUGAUAGUAGCGUCGUCGAACCCGUUCGAGACGACUAUUGCAUCAGGGUACAUUUGAAAGACAGUUCCUUUUUCCGGUACGCACCACGACGUAUGUCAGUUAACGAGAGAUUGGAAUUGAAAGAAAUAACGGACGACUUACUGGCUCGUAAUAUUAUUAAACCUAGCGUAUCACCCUACUGCGCGCGUGUAAUACUGGUAAAUAAGCGCAACGGGAAAAAACGUAUGUGCAUCGACUUAAGAUCCCUCAACCAACGAGUAGCCCCGCAGAAGUUUCCGUUUCCGAUUAUCGAAGAUCAAGUCGAUCAGCUUUAUGGAAAAAUUAUUUUCUCCAAACUCGACCUGUGA